Molecule: messenger RNA, 1224 nt
Organism: Papaver somniferum (opium poppy)
Lineage: Eukaryota; Viridiplantae; Streptophyta; Magnoliopsida; Ranunculales; Papaveraceae
Product: F-box protein At5g07610-like
Exons: 1
Coding region: 1-1224 (407 amino acids)
Molecular function (GO): protein binding
Source: RefSeq, a predicted model, not a curated record
AUGAAUAUAGCAGAUGAUGUCUGGUUUGAAGUCUGUCUUCGUCUUCCUCUUACUGAAAUCUUCAAAUGUAAGUGCGUUUCAAAGGUAUGGUUAUCAAUUCUCUCAGACCCUUAUUUUAUCAACAAAUGGUAUAAACUCAAUUCUUCGUUAUGGACAUUGAUUCUUGGUUUAGCAAAACAAAACCCUACAGCCCCACUUAACUCAGAGUUACCCUUAUUUCAUCCUGAGUUGAAUUCACAGUUUAUAUCUCAUCAUCAAAGUGUUAGCGGGUUCUCUCUUAGAUUCUUAAAUCAAAAACAUGAGUUAUCGAACACUAAAUUAUACGUUGUAGGGUCUAGUAAUGGUUUGGUUCUCUGCACAAAUGCUUUUUACAGGCAGAACAAUUAUUAUGUUUGCAAUCCACUCUCUAAGAAAUGGGUUUCACUCCCACCACCACCAACAGAAGCAACCAUUGUUCACACUGGUUUCACAUGUGAAUCAUCACUAAUUUCUACGAGUUUUAAGGUUAUUCGUGUUGAUGAGGGAGCAACACUCAAAAUUGAUAUAUUUUCUUCUGAUUUGGGUAAAUGGAAUGUCUACAAUGUUUUACAUCCUGGUGGUGCUCUUCAUGGAUGCUCCGUUUAUGACCAUUAUGUUACCCAUAAUGGCGUUUUUUACUGGAUGAAAAAGGGAUUUAACCAAAUUCUAGCUUUCAGUGUUAAUAGAAACCACAACCAUCAAACUUGUGGCAAUGAAUGUAGAUUGAUUAGUUUGCCUGACCAAGAGAUGGACAAUGACCGCAGGUAUUUUCGUCAAUCUACCGAGAGAAAUAAAAGGUUUUUUGGUCAAUGUCUUGGGGAAUCAGAAGGAUUGAUUUGUUACGCUAUUGUAAAACAUAAGGAGAGGAGUUUGAGUGUUUGGGUACUUGAAGAAAACUGGUCUUUGUUGCACAAGGAUAUCAAAUUUUAUGACAUUUUAGCAGAAAUAGCAUCUUCGUUGAUUGGAGUAGAAAGUACAGUUGAUUUGAUUACAGAUAUUCAGGUUAUAGGUUUCAAUCCGGUUGACAAAAAUGUGGUUAUAAUUAGCUACAAGACGCACAUUUUGGCUUACAACAUCAGAAACGGGGGAUAUGAACAACUCUCACAUCCUUCUAUCUUGGAUAGCAAUCUUCCAGGUUCUUAUGUGGGAAUCUUAACAUUUGCUUUAAAGCCAAGGCCGACGAUACUUCCAGCAGUCUCUUGGUGA